AUGGCAAAUUUGGGAUUGUUUACUGGGACCAAGACAGUGAAGUCAGUGAAUGUGAGUUUUAGAUUACCAUAUUAUACUCACUGGGGUCAGAACCUAAUUGUGUGUGGAUCUGAACCAGUCCUGGGUUCAUGGGAUGUGAAGAAAGGCUUGUUAUUGAGCCCUGUGCAUCAAGGUGAGGAGCUCAUAUGGCGUGGAAGUGUUGCAGUACCUACUGAAUUCAGUUGUGAGUAUAGUUAUUAUGUGGUGGAUGAUGAGAGGCGUGUGUUGAGGUGGGAGAUGGGAAAGAAGCGUAAAUUGGUACUGCCUGAGGGGAUAAAUGGUGGAGAGAAUGUGGAGAUUCAUGAUCUUUGGCAGACUGGUGGUGAUGCCAUACCUUUCAGAAGUGCCUUCAAAGAUGUCAUCUUUCGCCGAAGUUGUAGUUUGAAAGUAGAGAGACCCCUUGGAAUUCAGAAUAAACUGGAUAUGGAAGAUGCAGUCCUUGUCCAUUUCAAAAUUUGCUGCCCGGACGUAGAAGAAGAGACAUCAGUAUACGUAAUUGGCAGCACCGCAAAGUUAGGGCAGUGGAAAGCUCAGGAUGGGCUUAAACUUGACUAUGCUGGUGAUUUAGUUUGGCAAGGAGAUGUUGUGAUGCAAAAGGGUGAUUUUCCAAUGAAAUAUCCUUUUGAAUACUCUAAAUACGGAAAGGCAGGAAACUUUUCUUUGGAAACUGGUGCACAUCGCGAACUUUCUAUUGACUCUUCUAGAGUUCAGCCAAGAUAUAUUUUCCUUUCAGAUGGGAUGAUGCGAGAAAUGCCUUGGAGAGGUGCUGGUGUUGCAAUACCAAUGUUUUCUGUCAGAUCAGAAGCUGAUCUUGGGGUUGGUGAGUUUCUUGACUUGAAGCUUCUUGUUGAUUGGGCUGUAGAGUCAGGGUUCCAUUUAGUCCAGCUUCUACCAAUCAAUGACACGUCUGUUCAUGGCAUGUGGUGGGAUUCAUAUCCGUACAGCUCACUGUCUGUGUUUGCAUUGCAUCCACUAUACCUGAGAGUAGAGGCACUUUCAGAAAAUCUACCAGAGAAUGUCAAGAAAGAAAUUCAGGAAGCUAGAGAGCAACUGGAUGGAAAGGAUGUUGAUUAUGAGGCCACGCUGGCUACUAAACUUUCAAUCGCCAAGAAAGUGUUUGAACAAGAGAAGGAUUUGAUACUCAACUCUAGUUCCUUUCAGAAAUAUUUCUCUGAGAAUGAGGAAUGGUUAAAGCCCUAUGCGGCCUUUUGUUUUUUGCGGGACUUUUUUGAAACAUCAGAUCACAGCCAAUGGGGUCGUUUUUCCUGUUUUUCAGAAAAAAAGCUUGAGAAACUUGUCUCGAAAGACAGCUUGCACUAUGACUUAAUUCGCUUCCACUAUUAUAUCCAAUUUCAUUUACAUUUACAGUUGUCAGAAGCUGCGGAAUAUGCAAGAAAGAAAGGAGUAAUAUUGAAAGGAGAUCUACCUAUUGGUGUAGACAGAAACAGUGUGGAUACCUGGGUUUAUCCAAAUUUGUUCCGCAUGAAUACCUCUACUGGAGCACCUCCAGAUUACUUUGAUAAAAAUGGGCAGAAUUGGGGCUUUCCAACUUAUAACUGGGAGGAAAUGUCAAAAGACAACUAUGCUUGGUGGCGUGCACGUCUAACACAGAUGGCAAAAUACUUUACUGCGUACAGGAUUGAUCAUGUUUUGGGUUUCUUUAGGAUCUGGGAGCUUCCAGAACAUGCUGUGACAGGUCUGAUUGGAAAAUUCCGACCGUCUAUCCCUCUAAGUAAGGAAGAACUUGAAAGAGAAGGAAUUUGGGACUUUGAUCGCUUGAGCCUCCCAUAUAUACGGCAGGAAUUUGUACAGGAAAAAUUUGGAGCUUCUUGGACCUUUAUUGUGUCAAAUUUUCUGAACGAUUAUCAGAAUGGCCACUAUAAGUUCAAGGAGGAUUGUAACACGGAGAAAAAGAUUGCUUCCAAGUUGAAGAUGCUUGCAGAAAAGUCCAUGUUAUUGGAGAGUGAGGACAAGAUACGCUGUGACCUGUUUGAUCUUCUGAAGAAUAUCGUUCUUAUUAGAGAUCCUGAGGAUGCAAGCAAAUUCUAUCCUCGUUUCAAUCUUGAGGAUACUUCAAGUUUUCAGGAUUUGGAUGACCAUAGCAAAAAUGUUCUCAAAAGAUUGUACUAUGAUUACUAUUUCCAUCGACAAGAAAAUCUAUGGAGGCAAAAUGCUUUGAAGACUUUGCCUGCUCUCCUGAACUCAUCAGAUAUGCUAGCCUGUGGGGAGGAUCUGGGUCUCAUUCCUGCUUGUGUUCACCCUGUCAUGCAAGAACUAGGAUUGAUAGGUUUACGCAUUCAACGUAUGCCCAGUGAACCUGACGUGGAGUUUGGUAUUCCUUCGCAAUACAGCUACAUGACAGUGUGUGCUCCAUCAUGUCAUGACUGCUCGACCUUGCGUGCUUGGUGGGAGGAAGAUGAAGACAGAAGAUGCCGAUAUUUCAAGAAUGUGGUGGGGUCUGAUGCAAUCCCGCCUAAUCGAUGUGUUCCAGAUAUAGCACAUUUUGUCAUAAGGCAACAUGUUGAAGCUCCAUCAAUGUGGGCAAUCUUCCCUCUUCAGGAUUUGUUAGCAUUAAAAGAAGAGUACACAGCACGUCCUGCAACAGAGGAGACAAUCAAUGACCCAACAAAUCCAAAGCAUUAUUGGAGAUACCGUGUACAUGUAACGUUAGAGUCUCUGACAAAGGAUAAAGAACUCAUAGCAACCAUCAAAGGUCUUGUUCGUGGGAGCGGACGCUCACAUCCUCCUGUUCAAGAAACCGAUGAGCAAGGGAAUCAAGAAACGAUAGUAAUGAUUCCAGGCAAGCAUCAAGUUGCCGAAGGCAAGGAAAAGAUUUCCAUUGGAAAGGAACUAGAUGGGGUUCCAAGAAAGGAGACUUAUGUCUUGUGA
Molecule: messenger RNA, 2928 nt
Organism: Dovyalis caffra
Lineage: Eukaryota; Viridiplantae; Streptophyta; Magnoliopsida; Malpighiales; Salicaceae
Source: the annotation of a GenBank genome assembly